CAUGCAGUGCAAAGCCUAUUACGAUAAAGCUGUAGAACUGCAUAUAUUCGCGAGUAGAAAACAAGUAGCAAAACACAAAACAAACUCCAGAAUUGAGUUUCAGUUCAGUUCGGUUUUUCAUAUAUUGAACAAGCCAAUUACUUGGCAUCCACGUAACAGUACUUGUAUUUUUUGGACAAUGACGAUUACACAACUUAACGGUGGUAGACUUUCUAGUGGAAUGAGAACUAGAAAUAGACAGCAGAAUCCAAUAGCCAAAUCAAUUAAAUCAAGGUUUCUAUUGCAACAAGGUGGAGUUCGUGAUUCUAGUGUAGCAUUUUGUAGGAAUUGGCCCCUGUCCUUGGAGCAUAGAAGUCGUGUGCCAAUCUUGGUUACUUGUGGUAGAAAAUGCAGUAUUCCUGCGGCUUAUGAUCAGUUGAAUUCUGAUUUGGGUGUGGAUUCUGCUGAUGUGGAGGAGAGGUUUAAUUUGGAAGAUGAUACUGGUUUCAACAGUUUGUCUGAAAAAUACCCAAAGUUGGGAAGGAUACCUAUCGGUGAUUAUCUAGAUUCCAAAAGUGAGGUUGACAAAUCACAUUUUGUGGAUGUCAAGCUUGAGCUUACCAUGCUUACUUUGCCUGCAAUUGCUGGACAGGCUCUUGAUCCCUUAGCACAGUUGAUGGAGACUGCUUAUAUUGGUAGAUUAGGUUCUGUUGAGUUGGCUUCUGCAGGUGUUUCUAUAUCGAUUUUUAAUAUUAUCUCGAAGUUAUUUAACUUUCCUCUCCUCAGUGUUGCUACUUCUUUUGUUGCUGAGGAAGUUACAAGUAAUGCACUUAAGGAUCCAACAUCAGGAGGCAGUGGUAAUAGAAUACCUUUUACUGAGAUAAGUGAAAGAAAGCAGCUGGCCUCAGUGUCAACGGCUUUACUGUUAGCAGUUGGGAUUGGCAUCUUUGAGGCCUUAGCACUAUUUUUGGGUUCUGGACCGUUUCUAAACUUGAUAGGUGUACCAUCAGCAUCUGAGAUGUUUGCUCCAGCACAAAGAUUUCUUAAGCUCAGAGCCCUUGGAGCUCCAGCAGUAGUGGUUUCCUUGGCUCUUAAUGGCAUCUUUCGUGGAUUUAAAGAUUCAAAGACUCCUUUUAUAUGUCUGGGUAUUGGUAACUUGUUAGCAGUAUUCUUGUUUCCCAUACUGAUAAAUUACUGUCAGAUGGGUAUAACUGGAGCAGCGAUAUCGACUGUGGUGUCUCAGUAUAUUGUUGCUGCAGCAAUGAUCUGGUAUUUGAACAAGAAAGUUGUGUUACUGCCUCCAAAGAUUGGAGAUCUAAAAUUUGGUGGCUAUAUAAAAUCUGGUGGCUUUCUUAUAGGAAGAACUCUUGCUGUUCUGUUAACAAUGACGCUGGGGACGUCAAUGGCUGCUCGUCAAGGUUCAGAUGCAAUGGCUGCACAUCAGAUAUGUAUGCAAGUCUGGUUGGCUGUAUCUCUUCUAACUGAUGCACUAGCUACAUCUGGUCAGGCCCUGAUUGCAAGUUACAUAUCUAAAGGUGACUUCGAGACUGUCAGAGAGGUUACCAAUUUCGUGUUGAAGAUAGGAGUAGUCACAGGUGUUUCCUUGGCUGCAAUUUUGGGGCUAUCUUUUGGAUCAUUGGCCACACUGUUCACCAAAGAUCCUAAAGUUUUAGGAAUUGUUAGAACUGGAAUAUUGUUUAUCAGUGCCACUCAACCUAUUACUGCGCUAGCUUUUAUUUUUGAUGGUCUCCAUUAUGGUGUUUCUGACUUUCCAUAUGCUGCUUGCUCUAUGAUGUUGGUUGGGGCAAUUUCUUCUGCAUUUUUGCUAUAUGCUCCUCAACUUCUUGGUCUUCCUGGGGUUUGGUCAGGCUUGGCACUCUUUAUGGCCUUGCGCAUGACAGCAGGAUUUUUCAGGUUACUUUCAAGAACUGGUCCAUGGUGGUUCCUUCACACUGACUUGGAGAAAGCCAAGUACUGCUGAUUCUAUCAGCUGGUCUGAAAUCAGAGCAAUCUGGGAAUGACUAGAGGACAUCAAUCGCUGAGUCUGACUAAUCUCAAAGAAAUCUUUACGGUUUUUUUUUUAACUGUUGAUUAAUUGAUUAGUUUUCAACAUUGAAUUCGUUGUAACUUAUAGAUAACUUAGGAAACCUUAAACCACAUGUUUAUCUUACUGAUUUAUGUGAAUGAACUAAUUGCUUUUGAUCA
Mangifera indica (mango) is the source of this 2184-nucleotide messenger RNA. RefSeq names its product protein DETOXIFICATION 45, chloroplastic-like. Gene Ontology annotation, molecular function: xenobiotic transmembrane transporter activity; antiporter activity. NCBI's taxonomy places the organism in Eukaryota, Viridiplantae, Streptophyta, Magnoliopsida, Sapindales, Anacardiaceae. The record is from RefSeq and is a predicted model, not a curated record. Gene Ontology annotation, cellular component: chloroplast; membrane. The transcript is spliced from 16 exons. The coding region runs from base 2 to 1960 and encodes 652 amino acids. Gene Ontology annotation, biological process: transmembrane transport.